AAGAGACCAUUCUAAUUUAAAUGAAAGAAGCGAAUUAGGGAGAUCAGCCAUCAGUUUCCAUAUAACUCGGUAAGCUCUUCUCCUGUUGUAAGGUGAAUAUCACUUGGCGAUAUAGACUUGGCUGGGCUGAGAGAUUAUGGGCAGAGCGACGUGGUUCGAUGCCGACGGGACAAAGAGAGGAGGAUGGACGGACGAGGAAGACCAAAAACUCGUCGCGUAUAUCAACGAAUACGGCAUCGGCGACUGGCGUUUUCUUCCUCGCAAAGCUGGUUUGCAGAGAUGUGGAAAGAGCUGUAGAUUGAGAUGGAUGAACUAUCUAAGGCCUGGGGUCAAGAAAGGCAAAUUCACUCCAGAAGAAGAAGAAGCUAUCAUGAAUUUCCAUUCUAUUCUCGGGAACAGAAUCUGUUGUAGAUGGGCAGCCAUAGCACAACAGAUGCCGGGUCGAUCAGACAACGACAUCAAAAACCAUUGGAAUUCUUGUCUCAAGAAAAGGCUCGAGAGACAAGGAAUCAACCAAAUGACCUAUCAACCAAUCAUUAACCUCGCCGUCAAAACACCGUCGUUCAACAUAGAUUGCGGCAACUCUUCCUCCUCCACGGUGAGUGCAUCUCCAUCUUUCUCCUCCUCCGGCUCAGCCAGUCUCCUUAACAGGCUUGCCACGGGUAUCUCAUCUAGACAACACGGUGUCGACAGGAUCAAGAACAUCUUCUCGGAUCCGAGAACCGCAAUCAUUACUGGUCAAGAAGAAGAGUUUGAAGAGUCGAAGAAGGAUCAUGGGAAGGCUUUAGCAAGUGAUGACCAGGAAGAUGAUUUUCUGAUGUGGGACGAGGAAAAUAUGAGGCGUUUCAUGGAGGAGAUUGGUCAAAUGGAUCCUGAAAUGAACGGAGUCUGUAACUCUAGUUCGUCGUCACCGUAUGGUAUCUAUGAGACUAGCCUACUUGAUGACUGACCUACUUGAUGAUCAUCUCAUUUGAUUAAUAAUGGUUUACUAUGUAUGAGAGAUGAUCGUUUAUGUAUUUACUUGCCACAUCUUUUUCUU
Raphanus sativus (radish) is the source of this 1039-nucleotide messenger RNA. Its product is annotated as transcription factor MYB34. Lineage: Eukaryota; Viridiplantae; Streptophyta; Magnoliopsida; Brassicales; Brassicaceae. The record is from RefSeq and is a predicted model, not a curated record. The transcript is spliced from 3 exons. Bases 137 to 949 code for a protein of 270 amino acids.